This is a messenger RNA of Brachypodium distachyon (stiff brome), 2110 nucleotides long. Its product is annotated as pheophorbide a oxygenase, chloroplastic. Lineage: Eukaryota; Viridiplantae; Streptophyta; Magnoliopsida; Poales; Poaceae. Gene Ontology annotation, molecular function: 2 iron, 2 sulfur cluster binding; chlorophyllide a oxygenase activity; pheophorbide a oxygenase activity. The record is from RefSeq and is a predicted model, not a curated record. The transcript has 7 exons. The coding region runs from base 272 to 1858 and encodes 528 amino acids. Gene Ontology annotation, cellular component: chloroplast thylakoid.
AGUCUCCAGCGGCUGCCUGGCCGAAGCUCCACCACACGAUCGCCGGGAAAACGCCAUGCGUGCUCUACCAGUUCACCGUGUCCUUCCUCUGCCGUGACGCAACCUCGCUCCCCCCGCUGCUUCGCCGCCCGCCAGUCCGCCACUGUCGUCGCUUCAGUUCUCACCUAAUAUCAGCCCGAGAGAAUUCCUCGUCCGGCCGCUGGUUUUCUCUACUGGAGCCUAGGUUCUAGAAGCGCGUCUCCCCAGCUACGCUUCGAACGAUCUGGCAAAAAUGCGCGUGGCGAUGGCUUCUCCCUCCCUCUUCCUCUCCCCGAGCCCGCCGCUGCACCGGCCGCUGCUCCCUUCACUCCCGGCGCGUCCGGCCUCUCGUCGCAACGGUCUCCGUCGCGCCCGUGCCGGGACCCGCCUCCGCGUGGCCGCGCCGCCCUCGGUCCCCGGCGAGGCGGAGCGGACGGAGGAGCCGAGCACGUCGUCGCCGGAGUCGGGGGAGAGGUUCGUGUGGCGGGAUCACUGGUACCCGGUUUCCCUCGUCGAGGACCUCGACCCCCGCGUACCCACCCCGUUCCAGCUCCUCAACCGCGACCUCGUCAUCUGGAAGGACCCCAACUCCGGCGAGUGGGCCGCGCUCGACGACCGCUGCCCGCACCGCCUCGCCCCACUCUCGGAGGGGAGAAUCGACGAGACUGGCUGCUUGCAGUGCUCCUACCACGGCUGGUCAUUCGAUGGCUCUGGCGCCUGCACGAAGAUCCCCCAGGCCGCGCCUGAGGGGCCAGAAGCCCGGGCGGUGCGGUCGCCGAGGGCUUGUGCGAUCAAGUUCCCCACCCUCGUGUCUCAGGGGCUGCUCUUUGUGUGGCCUGACGAGAAUGGGUGGGAGAAGGCCAAGGCUACCAAGCCUCCAAUGUUGCCAGAAGAGUUCAAUGACCCGGCUUUCUCCACGGUGACGAUCCAGAGGGAUCUGUUCUAUGGGUAUGAUACGUUGAUGGAGAAUGUCUCUGACCCGUCACAUAUAGAAUUUGCCCACCACAAGGUCACUGGACGAAGAGAUAGAGCCAGGCCUUUGACAUUCAAAAUGGAAUCAAGCGGUGCAUGGGGAUAUUCAGGGGCUAAUUCUGGUAAUCCUCGCAUCACUGCAACUUUUGAGGCCCCUUGCUAUGCCUUGAACAAAAUAGAGAUUGACACAAAAUUACCUAUUCUGGGAGAUCAGAAAUGGGUAAUAUGGAUUUGCUCCUUCAACAUUCCAAUGGCCCCAGGAAAAACUCGCUCUAUUGUUUGCAGCGCUCGAAACUUUUUUCAGUUUACCAUGCCAGGAAAAGCAUGGUGGCAGUUUAUCCCUCGAUGGUAUGAACAUUGGACCUCAAAUUUGGUCUAUGAUGGUGAUAUGAUCGUUCUUCAAGGCCAAGAGAAGGUUUUCCUAUCUGCAUCUAAGGAGUCUUCUGCUGAUGUUAACCAGCAGUACACAAAGCUCACAUUCACACCCACACAGGCUGACCGAUUUGUUUUAGCAUUCCGAGCAUGGCUAAGGAAAUUUGGCAAUAGCCAGCCUGACUGGUUUGGAAGUCCUAGCCAAGAAGCAUUACCUUCUACCGUCCUUUCAAAGCGUGAGAUGCUAGACAGAUACGAGCAGCACACACUGAAGUGUUCGUCUUGCAAAGGAGCGUACAACUCCUUCCAGACCCUGCAGAAGGUCUUCAUGGGAGCAACGGUGGCGUUCGGCGCCACCGCUGGGAUUCCUGCAGAGGUUCAAUUCAGAAUAUUGCUUGGUGCUGCUGCUUUGGUUAGUGCGGCUCUGGCGUACGCCUUCUUCGACCUCCAGAAGCAUUUUGUGUUUGUAGAUUACGUGCAUGCUGACAUUGAUUAAGACGAUCAUGUGGUGUUUUUUGUGAGGAUCCUAUAUAGCAUUAUCAGACGAAUCACGUGCAUAACAUAGCCAAAGAAUAUUAGCAGCUUUUUUCAGUUGAUACAACCUAGUGUCAGUAUUUUUAUACUCACUGAGCCCUAGGCCUCUGCUAGCACUUACCAUAAUAUGUAUAGUGGAGUACUAUUUAACUAGUAAGAAGUUGUAAUGGAUAAUCCUUUCAGUGAAUAUAUUGCGUUCAUAAUUGUUGUACAA